Molecule: messenger RNA, 261 nt
Organism: Candida dubliniensis CD36
Lineage: Eukaryota; Fungi; Ascomycota; Pichiomycetes; Serinales; Debaryomycetaceae
Product: mRNA splicing protein
Exons: 1
Coding region: 1-261 (86 amino acids)
Biological process (GO): mRNA splicing, via spliceosome; spliceosomal snRNP assembly
Cellular component (GO): precatalytic spliceosome; U4 snRNP; U4/U6 x U5 tri-snRNP complex
Molecular function (GO): RNA binding
Source: RefSeq, a predicted model, not a curated record
AUGUCAUCAAAACAAACUAAACAAACUAAUCUACCACCCAUCAAUCUUAUAUUUAAGUUUUUACAACAACAAUCAGUGGUUACUAUAUGGUUAUAUGAACAAACACAAUCUAGGAUUCAAGGCAAAAUCAGAGGAUUUGAUGAGUUUAUGAACAUUGUUAUUGACGAUGCAGUGGAAUUAUCAAAUGGGAAAAAGUCCGAACUUGGUCGAAUACUAUUGAAGGGUGAUAAUAUUACUUUGAUUUCAAGCUUGGAUGUAUAG